UUGAAAUGAAAAGAGGGUGAGUGCGAAUUUUCUAACUUCUCCUCCUCAGUUUUUCUCUGUCCCUUCGUCCUCUUUGUUCGCUGCAACAAAGACUCACUCUCUUCUCCUCAAAUCCAUCAUCUCCAACGAGUGUAAAAUCCUGAAAACCCUUACCUGCACGAUUCGCUCCUUUUCUUCCUCCUUGUUGUCUACAUUGAAGACCUUCCACUUCUCCCCAAUUCAUCGGAUUUAUUAGGAGAAAUAUGGAAGAUAAUGAAUGUCAACCACUUGAAACUGAUGAGACAAAAGAAAUUUGUGUUGGUCAAGUUGUGCAUAGCCUAGAGGAAGCAUAUAACUUAUACCAAGAACAUGCCUUCAAAAUGGGUUUUAGUGUAAGAAAAGGGAGGAUGUUGUAUUAUGAUAGUGAGAAAAAGAAUAUACGCUUGAAAGAUUUUUAUUGUUCUAAACAAGGGUUUAAGAAUAAUGAACGUGAAGGCGAAGUAGCUUAUGAAAGAGGUGAUUCAAGAACAAAUUGCAAAGCCAUGGUGCGAUUUAGUGUUACCAAGGAUGGAGUGUGGAAAGUUACAAAGUUGGUAAUGGAUCACAACCAUGACUUUGUCCCACCUCAGCAAAGACACUUGUUACGUUCUAUGAGAAAAUUAUCAGAAGGAGGUCUCAUAAAGUCCAUAGUGAAUGGCGAUAUAAAAGUUACAAAUGUUCGGAGUUAUUUAGGGGAAGAGGUUGGUGGAGUCGAUGAGCUAGGCAUAACAAUGAAAGAUGUGCACAAUCAUGUCUACACUGAAAAGCCAAAAUUAAUUGAAGCCGGAGAUGCCCAAUCUUUAUUGAAUCAGCUGCAAAGUAGGCAAGCACAAGAUGCCAUGUUCUACUAUAGUGUGCAAUUAGACCAGGAAUCACGUUUGACUAAUGUCUUUUGGAGAGAUGGUAAAUCUAAAGUUGAUUAUGAUUGCUUUGGAGAUGUUGUGGUUUUUGACACCACUUAUCGUACUAAUAAAUAUAAUUUGAUUUGUGCUCCAUUUGUUGGUGUCAAUCAUCAUUGGCAAAAUGUCAUGUUUGGUUGUGCUUUAUUAUCUGAUGAAACCUCAGCUUCUUUUACUUGGUUGUUUAAAGUAUUCUUGGAGAGUAUGGGUAACAAACAACCAAAAACAAUUUUCACUGAUCAAGAUGCAGCUAUGGGUAAGGCAAUUGAAGAGGUGAUGCCAAAUACAAUUCAUCAAUUGUGUUUGUCGCAUGUAGCUAAAACUGCUCCUUCUCAUUUAGGCAAUCUUAAUUCUAACCAUAAGUUUCAAAGUUUGUUCAGAAAAUGCAUGUCAGGUUGUGAUUCUAAAGAAGAAUUCGAAAGCACUUGGAAUGAGAUGGUAAAUGAGUAUCAGCUUCAUGAUCAUCAAUGGUUGAGUAGUAUGUUUAAAAUUCGUCACAAAUGGAGCACUGCUUAUAGCAAGGGUGUAUUCUCUGCUGAUAUUGAGUCUUCUCAAAGGAGUGAGAGUAAAAAUAGUUUAUUGGGUGAGAUUGCAGGCAAAACAACUACCCUCACCCAAUUCGUAUUGGCAUUUGAAAAGAUGGUAAAAAAGUGGCGGCAAUUAGAGGCUGAGAAAGAAUUCAAAAAUAGUCAGAGCAUGCCUCCUCGAAUUAUAAAUAUCAGCGAGACUUUGCGACAUGCAUCUAUGAUAUAUACUCACAAGAUUUUUAAACUUUUUCUAAAUGAAUACCUUGAUGGAACAGGUGGAAGCACUUCUAUAGAGAUUAGUGUUUGUGAUGAUGUGUCAAAUCAUGAAGUCACUUUGAAUCAUAUGCCUAAUAAGAAGCAUGUCGUAGCAUUCGAUUCGUCCACUUUAAUGAUCAAUUGUAAUUGCCAAAAGUUCAGUUCUAUGGGCAUUCUUUGCAGUCAUGCUUUGCGGAUUUACAAUAUAAAAGGUAUUUUAAGAAUACCUGACCAAUACUUCUUGAAAAGAUGGAGUAAAAAUGCAAGGUCCGUGAUUUAUGACCGCACACAUAAGGGCUCAAAAGAAGAUUCUAGUUCUAACUGCAUUGAUUCGAUGACUACUGGUGAUGAUGCUGGUAUUCUUUAUCACCAUGCCAUUCUGAAGUCAUUAUAUAAUUUGGUCUUGGAAAGUCAAGGACACAAAGAAACCCAGCAAAUUAUGUGGAACUUGCUUGAUGUUGGAGUUGAGCGUGUGCAUCAACAUAUCAAUAAGCAGAGUUUGAAUUCAAGUGCAAUAGCCAAUGAGAACACUAGUCCUCAAAAUGAAGAUGAUGAGCAUGUUACAAUUUGUAACCCUCUUUCCGCAGAAACUGAAGGAAUGUCUGGUGCACACAAGAAAGGGCAUUUUGAAAAAAGAAAACGAUCAACCACAAAAGCAAAGCAAAAUAAAGAGCAACGGAAAGAAGAGAACUUUUGUACUGUUGGUUCCUCCAUGGUUGAGCCUUCCAGUGUUCCUCAUGCUUCUGUAGCUGCACCUUUAAAGGAACAGCAUCUCUCAACUUGGGGUUCAUAUACUGGAUCAUUUCACUCACUAGCAUGUUACAAGAAAUGAGCUCAUGAUUCUUGUAAUUACAAUUGGUUACCCCCAAAUUUCACUUCCCAAGAUAGACAAGAAAACCAGGAAAAAUUAGAGAGAAGCUGUAAUUGUUCUGUGAUUAUGUUUUGUGUUUUUUACUUUGCUGUUGAAUAUGUUCUGAUGCACUUAUAUUGGCUGAUGUAGGUUUGCAAAGCCCUUGGAAUCUCCCAAAAGUGAUUUAGCAUGUCAAUACCAGCAUUUUUGUAAAGCACUUGCAGUUCUGAUAUAUACUGCAACAAGAGUAUUUUUAGAUUGCUCACUGGGUUCUUUCUUGGGAUGUUUGUAUGCAAUACCAUUUUUGAGAUUUGGGUUGCAAAAUUUGGAUUCUUUAUAUUAGGAAGGUUAUGACUUGAAUUCCAUGAAUUCUGUUUCCCAUAAAUUUUCUUUGUAUAAAUCUAUGCCAGUAACUGAGUUGAGUUUGGAGCUCAUGUUGAUUAUGACUUGUUGGAGCUAAUAACUUGAAUGACUGCUCGAGUUUGGAAAA
Molecule: messenger RNA, 3039 nt
Organism: Lotus japonicus
Lineage: Eukaryota; Viridiplantae; Streptophyta; Magnoliopsida; Fabales; Fabaceae
Product: protein FAR1-RELATED SEQUENCE 5-like
Exons: 5
Coding region: 243-2531 (762 amino acids)
Biological process (GO): regulation of DNA-templated transcription
Molecular function (GO): zinc ion binding
Source: RefSeq, a predicted model, not a curated record